GUUCAGUGUUCAUCCCAGGGGUGUUUAGUGAACAUGUGAUAGCACCAUUACACAUAAGAAACACAUCAUCUUAAUGAAGUAAUGGGUGCGAGGCUUUCUCUGAGGUAACCAGAUGUUGAUAAUUUUAUUUACCUUCCCGUCAAAUCUUCAAUAACAUAAAGGGAAAGAAAUAAAACUGACUGUGAGUGAGAGGGCUCAUGUUACAUUGAUCAUGUGGAGAAAAGGUGUGUGGAGAGCAACAGCAACACCCCGCCUGCAGAUGAGUUGUUACUCCUUCAUCCUCAACAUUGUCCUGCUGCUCUGUCUCGCCUUCAGCUUCUACUUUACCAGUUGCAAACACUACAAAUGUCGCCCCUCAUCAAUUACAACAAAUGGAAAUAAACAUUUUCAUACAACGAAAGAGUUUUAUGAAGUGGAUGAAAAUGUGAAUCUCUUAAACUAUCAAGAUAAAAAAAGUUACAGCAAAAAUUCUGUGUAUCAGAAGAAAAUUUUUAAGCAAAUCUCACUCAAGCAAAAGAUAUACCCAGACCUGAAUGAGUGCCAAACAAGGCCGCUGCGUCCCUUAUAUUACCAGCGGGGUCAGUACUGGGUCCUCGAGAACUACAUCCCUGCUGAUCGAUCAUUCCUCUGUAACCAGUCUAUCACCUACACUACCCACGGCGACUAUACCUUCCUUGGCAACCUGGAGCUCCUCAUCUCUCGCUGGCAGGGUCCUGUGAGUAUGGCUCUUUACGCCCCUGAUGCAGACUUUGAAUACACCCUCGACAUCCUCGUUUACCUUCGAAACUGUAGGUCACAAGACAUAAAAACCUAUGUCACCUUCCACAUCUUCUUUGACGUUUUACAUACUCCAAAGAUAAUGGAAAAGUGCAGAGAAUAG
Molecule: messenger RNA, 880 nt
Organism: Homarus americanus (American lobster)
Lineage: Eukaryota; Metazoa; Arthropoda; Malacostraca; Decapoda; Nephropidae
Exons: 5
Coding region: 212-880 (222 amino acids)
Source: RefSeq, a predicted model, not a curated record